Molecule: messenger RNA, 891 nt
Organism: Chenopodium quinoa (quinoa)
Lineage: Eukaryota; Viridiplantae; Streptophyta; Magnoliopsida; Caryophyllales; Amaranthaceae
Exons: 1
Coding region: 1-891 (296 amino acids)
Source: RefSeq, a predicted model, not a curated record
AUGGAGGGUGAUAAACAAAAAACCGAAAGAAAAAGGAAGAGAACAGAAGAUCAAGUUGUUCUAGAACAUCCUACAAAACACCAACAUGUAAGUCCUCAUUCUCUACACAAUGUCGACGGCGAAAAUAGUUCUAACCUCGAUCUUUCACUCUCACUUACUUCAUGCAACAAUAUUAUUCCUAAGUCUAAUCAAUCCGGACUCGUUAUUCCGGACCUUAUAAUUUCGGAGGAGUCUAGUGAUCAACCCAACCUUAUUAUUCGGGAGCAGUCUAUUGAGCCAAUUAUUAUAGAGAGUGUUGAACCUUCUCUUCCUCCCCCUGGAAGACCGCAACGUGCUCGUCGUAACCCUCAACAACCCCGACCAGAAAAACAAAAAAGGGUUAUCAAGAGUAAGAUAAUUGAACCCCCGUACCCUUGGGCAAGAGACCGUCGUGGCACAGUUCAUACACUACGAUAUUUGAUAGAAAAUAACAUCACAAAAAUCUCUGGCCAAGUGCAAUGCAAAAAAUGCAACACUAUUUAUGAAAUGGACUAUGAUCUUGAGGAUAAGUUCCGAGAGGUUGCCGCUAUUGUAAUAGAUCAACAAGACGAAUGGCACGACCGUGCACUUGACCAAUGGACUAAGCAUUGGAAAAAUUAUCUGACGUGCAGAUUUUGUGGGACAAAAGAAAGUUGCAAGCCUGUAUUAUCCGAGAAAAAGAGAUCUAUAAAUUGGUUGUUUUUGUUCUUGGGACAAACUAUAGGGUGUUGUUCUUUGGAGCAACUUAAGUAUUUUUGUAAGCAUAUUGGUAUUCAUCGAACCGGGGCGAAAAAUCGGGUACUGUGUUAUGCAUAUGUAGCAUUGUGCCAACAACUUGAUCCGAAUGGCCCGUACUAUGUUAAAAAUAUUUAA